Messenger RNA from Rhodotorula toruloides NP11, 954 nucleotides. RefSeq names its product WLM domain containing protein. NCBI's taxonomy places the organism in Eukaryota, Fungi, Basidiomycota, Microbotryomycetes, Sporidiobolales, Sporidiobolaceae. The record is from RefSeq and is a predicted model, not a curated record. Bases 1 to 954 code for a protein of 317 amino acids. The transcript is spliced from 7 exons.
AUGCCUGUCAACUUCCUCAGACUGAACGAGCGGACACGACGACCAAGCGACAGGGUCAACUUCAUCGAGUCCUGUGGCGCGGAUAGCGAGCCUGAGGAGGUCAUCCGCCGUCUCGAAGCGCUCGUCUCACUCUUUCACCCGAUCCUCGAACAACACGAUCUCCGCAUCGGGCGCUUGACCGACGCGCAGCACAACACGGGGUGGGCGGGAAGGAACUGGGCGGCGGGCGAGCACGUCGAGCUUGUGUUGAGGACUCGAAGUGGUGUUUGGCUCGACGAGGGUCGACUCGUGCGGCUUAUGUGCCACGAGCUCGCGCACAACGCCGACAUGGGACACGGCAAGGUCUUUCAAGAGACGGAGCAGGCUCUCAUCGACGAGCUUGCGGUGCUCAUUGAAGGAGGGUGGACGGGGGCGGGUUGGUGGGGUCGAGGCGAGCGUCUUGGCGACGAAGACUCGCUCUCCACCUCGACACCGUCCGCCCUUCUCGGCGCACUCGCUACUGCCGCCUCUCCAUGCGGCACACUUCCUCCCGCCCAAGCCGUCAUUCCACCCUCCGCUGCUCCACCUUCGUCCUCUUCAACAUCCCCCUCCUCGACAUCUCGCCAGCCUUCCUCUUCCGCUCCCUCUUCCUCUCACCAUGCUCGCCGUUCCCGGCCUGCUACAACUCUCAAUGGCCGCUUCAGCUCCUCGUCCAACAUCCGCACACUUCACACACCCAAGGCGGCAUCAACCCGCAAGUCUUCCAGCUUGAGCUCCACCCUCAAACGGCGCUCGCUGAAGACGAGCUUUGCUACCGAGGGAGCGCGGCUCGGAGGUGAGGGAAAGAGUAUUGGGUGCCAGACUCAGUCAAAGACGCAGCGGGAUAGACGGUUGGCGGCGAUAGAAGGGCGUCUCGCGCAGAAAGUCUCGAAAGGGACGGAAGUUCUGCUGCUGUCGGACUCGGAUUCAGAUUAG